AUGGUAAGAGAGGAAAACAAUGCAAAUUAUAACCUUUCUGUUACGUAUCGAUCAAGCCCUCCUUUGACAGCCAUAGAAAGGUUCUUAAGGGGCCAACAUAGCCAUUUUCCUCACCAGCAACAACAACCACAAAAUGUUGCAAGGAACAAUGAUGCAAGUGUUUUUACUGAGGAGUUGUGCAGUUUUUCUUCCUCUGAUGGAUCGAACAGUAGUUUUUUGUGGCCAAACAGUACACAAGAGUGCUUUGUUGAUGGGCUCACAGCAAAUGAAGAGGCUUUGAUGUGGAAUAACAUCAACCAAAGCCCCACAUUGUGCCUGAAAGAUAUGAGACUUUUAGGUAAGAAAGCAAGAGUGGUGGGAAAGAGAAGUAAGAAAGAGUCUUCUGUGUUUUGGAUCAAAGGACAGUGGACUGAAGAAGAAGACAGGAAACUGAUAAGGUUGGUGAAACAAUAUGGUGAUCAAAGAAAAUGGACUGAAAUAGCUGAGAAGUUGGAGGGAAGGAUUGGCAAGCAAUGUCGAGAAAGAUGGCACAAUCAUUUGCGUCCUGAUAUCAAGAAGGAUAGUUGGAGUGAAGAAGAAGAGAGGAUAUUAGUAGAUACGCAUGCCAGGGUCGGAAAUCGUUGGGCUGAGAUAGCCAAAAAGAUUCCAGGAAGAACAGAAAAUGCCAUAAAGAACCAUUGGAAUGCCACUAAAAGGAGACAGAAUUCAAAGAGAAAGAACAGGAAGAUGCACAGCUCUAAUACAAAGCCAAAUUCCUCUAUACUUGAAGACUACAUCAGAAGCCAGACUCUAAUUGGCACUACUUGCAUCAACCCAACACAAGGCAUCAUCACUGAUACAACUAUCUUAGAAGACCCUGAUGCAAAAAGUUUAAACCUUGUGUUCUCUGAACCCUCUGAAUCUCUUGCCAAUGAGCUACCCUUCAUGCAACAAAUUUUCACUGAGAAUCAGAAUCAGCAAUCACUUGGCAAUGUUGAACUUGAAGAUUCUAUGUUCUCCAUGGUUUCUCCAACCUGCGACUUGGAUUUUUGUCAAGGAAAGGUUAAUGAUGAUGCUAAUAAUCUCCAGCAUUUAGAGGCUCAUCCUACCCCCUUAAAUUACCAUCCUUCGGAUCUAUAUAUCUAUCACUUGUUCAACGUAGCAACCGGUUAUGGGAAUCAAAGCCUAAACAUAGAUUUUCACCAAGAGAAUCAAUAUUGUUCAGAAGGAAAAAGAGAGAUGGAUUUAAUAGAGAUUAUUUCUUCUUCUUCUUAG
Molecule: messenger RNA, 1254 nt
Organism: Abrus precatorius (Indian licorice)
Lineage: Eukaryota; Viridiplantae; Streptophyta; Magnoliopsida; Fabales; Fabaceae
Product: transcription factor MYB119-like
Exons: 3
Coding region: 1-1254 (417 amino acids)
Biological process (GO): regulation of DNA-templated transcription
Cellular component (GO): nucleus
Molecular function (GO): RNA polymerase II cis-regulatory region sequence-specific DNA binding; DNA-binding transcription factor activity, RNA polymerase II-specific
Source: RefSeq, a predicted model, not a curated record